Messenger RNA from Gekko japonicus, 1171 nucleotides. RefSeq names its product membrane-associated guanylate kinase, WW and PDZ domain-containing protein 3-like. Lineage: Eukaryota; Metazoa; Chordata; Lepidosauria; Squamata; Gekkonidae. The coding region runs from base 155 to 1171 and encodes 338 amino acids. The transcript is spliced from 2 exons. The record is from RefSeq and is a predicted model, not a curated record.
UUUCUUGGUCUUUCCUUAAAGACUUGGUGAUCUGGAUAGUUUUAAUCCAACAUCCUCAAGUGUAACACAUGGUGAUCAGACACCACUUCCCUCAUCCUCACAUUCUGCUUCCACAUCUGAAGCAUCUCAUUUGCCAGGAUCAGAAGAAGCUUUAAUGAAAGUUCAGACAUCUGAGAAACUGGAAGAACGGAAGAACACUGUGCCUGAAAAGAAAAGCACUUUAAUGGAAAACCACUUGGAGACAGAGAAUACGACCUCUACACAAAGGAAUGUGAACAAGCAGGACCUCUCCUCCCGCCUAGGUAAUGAGAUGGCACACAGUAAUGCACAGCUAGCAAAGGGCAAGGCAACCAGAGGCAGAUCAACCAGCAGAGGAAGAUCAGCUAGUCCAAAAAAGUUAAGCAAUAGUACUUCCAAAGACCAACAUCAGGUACGAAGCAUCAGCCCUAGGAGGGGUGAACCUAAAAAACACCACAAGAGGUGCUUAGACCAACCAGAGAGUCCCAGAAAACACAUGAACAAGCACCCAGGAACAUCUGAGAAUGUAGUUAUUGGAAGAGGCCCUACCCGGGUAAAGAGAGGCAGAUCUGUCAGUCCCCAGAAACAUCCAAAGGGUGAGAGAAGCAGAAACCAGCUAAAUAUGGAAGAAGGGUUACCAGAACUUCAAAGCAGAACACCUGCUAGUGAUAAAACCUCAACUGUACCACCAAAAGAUGAAAAGGCUAUAUUGGGAGACUUGGGAGCCAUGAAGGAAAAUAAAAACCUAAAUAUAGCUACAAAGGAGGAGAAUUAUUCUUCAGACACUGCACAUGCCAAGUCAGUAAAGCAAUCUCUCUCACCUUCUAAGGCUAAUCAAUUUAGGAAGAAAAAGUUGGAAGAUGAAAAAAUAAAGCCAAGCUUUGAAGAGUCAAGCUCUAACCAGUCCCAAAUGGCAGGUCUUCCUGAUGAUUUAACACUUUCCGGGGAUAAAAACACUAGACUUGAAGCAGAAAAGCCUCUGAAUAAAUUCAGAGACAAUGACUUGGAGCCAGCUGACAAAACCAAAGAGGAUGGAAUUUCCAAAUCUGAGAUUAGAUCUCCAGUGAAGAAAACAAUAACUCCUGGACCUUGGAAAGUACCAAGUCCAAGUAGAGUCACAAAAGCAGCAAGUGUGACUGACAAACGGGUUUGA